UCUCGCAAACAAUAUUCUUUUAUGUAUCUACAUAAUUCAUAAUGACUUUCCGACUUCCUCCCGAAUCAAAAAGUCGCUUGGCUAAUAAAAAUUUUGAACAUCCGGCCACCAAAGGAAAACUUCAGUCACCUUUCGCUGUUCACAAUGAGGAAGGCAAACUUUUCUGCAAACUGUGCGACGUACCCCUUAAAAAUGAGACUGUCUGGAAUGCUCAUCUCCGAGGAAAAACCCAUAAAAAUAAUUUAGAAACUUUUUAUAAGAGUUCUGAGCCCUCUGAGAAGGCUCUCGACCACAACUUUGGAAAGAAAACCGAUGAGUACCCUACGACCCAUUUAGCUAAAAGAGUAAAAAGUGAUAUAGAAAAAGAUGAAAACAACCUUCCAAGAAAUUUUUUUAACAACACUAUAGAAGAGAAUAGUGAUAACAAAUCAAGUAUUCCUGAAGCACUCGAUGAAAAUAAUUCUAUCAGUAGUAAUCUAACGGAUUUUCUCGAUCCUGAGGACUACAAAGAACUUGAAAAAGGAAAAUUACCAAAGGGAUUCUUUGACACGUCCGUAAAAGCUCCCAAAAAACCAGCAAAAGUUAAGGGGUCAAGUAUAGAUGACGAAGUAGAAAGCUUCGAUAAAGAAAUAGAAAGCAUGGAAAAACAAGCUUUAGAAGACAUUGAAAAAGAAGAAACGAAAUUGACUAUCGACCGCAUCGACGAGGAAUUGAGAAUCCAAAUGACUUGUUUAUCACGUGUGGAGGAAAUUGCUCAUCUACAGAAGAUGAGGAAAGAAAAGUUAAACGCCCGGCAAGAAAAAUUAGCUUCGCCUGUAGACUUCAAAAAGCUUCCCUCUGCCACUUUCGAAGAUGAAACUGAGAGGGAAAGUAAUUACUCGGACGAUCUCAACUGGCGCUCAAAAGAAAUAUAAAACCAAAUACUUUUUUAUUAUUAAUAAAACGCU
Messenger RNA from Zophobas morio, 947 nucleotides. Its product is annotated as zinc finger protein 830-like. Lineage: Eukaryota; Metazoa; Arthropoda; Insecta; Coleoptera; Tenebrionidae. Bases 42 to 914 code for a protein of 290 amino acids. The transcript is spliced from 5 exons. Gene Ontology annotation, biological process: mitotic DNA replication checkpoint signaling; nuclear DNA replication; mitotic DNA damage checkpoint signaling. Gene Ontology annotation, cellular component: spliceosomal complex; nucleus. Gene Ontology annotation, molecular function: zinc ion binding; nucleic acid binding. The record is from RefSeq and is a predicted model, not a curated record.